This is a messenger RNA of Armigeres subalbatus, 1790 nucleotides long. It is a transcript of the gene Usp14, whose product is annotated as ubiquitin carboxyl-terminal hydrolase 14. Gene Ontology annotation, molecular function: proteasome binding; cysteine-type deubiquitinase activity; protein binding. The transcript has 8 exons. Gene Ontology annotation, biological process: regulation of proteasomal protein catabolic process; proteasome-mediated ubiquitin-dependent protein catabolic process; protein deubiquitination. Lineage: Eukaryota; Metazoa; Arthropoda; Insecta; Diptera; Culicidae. The record is from RefSeq and is a predicted model, not a curated record. Bases 166 to 1704 code for a protein of 512 amino acids.
UUUGAAAUGUCAUGUCAUCGUCGUGUUUAUUCGCAAACUCAUCAGCAGCGGUAGUGCGGAAGCUUUGUGGCUGUUUCUUUGUGGAUAUUCUUUAGAAAUAAGUGAAUUUUACUUUAAUUUGCAAGUGUUUUAUUGGAAUUUUCCGUAAAAAAGCAGUAGUUGACGAUGCCUAGCUUCACAGUUAAAGUCAAAUGGGGCAAGGAAAAUUUCCCUAGUGUGGAUGUUAAUACUGACGAGGAACCAAUGCUGUUUAAAGCACAGCUGUAUGCUCUCACUGGAGUUCAACCGGAGCGCCAAAAAGUCCUAUGCAAGGGAAUCAUCUUGAAGGACGAUGAGUGGAACGUACCAAUAAAGAAUGGAGCUAUGCUGCUUUUACUGGGUACAAAGGAAGAAGUUCCACAAGAACCUGUGGAAAAACCUAAAUUCAUUGAGGAUAUGAACGAAAGUGAACUGGCUACUGCUCUUGAGCUUCCAGCUGGUUUGGCGAACUUGGGUAAUACCUGUUACAUGAACGCAACGUUGCAGUGUUUGAAGUCUGUGAGAGAAUUGCGCGAUUCACUGAAAAAAUUCCAGGAUGAUUCGUCGGGGGUUUCUGGCUUGGCUGGGCUAGCUUCGCCCGGAGCUAUUACACUGUCCAUGCGAAAUUUAUUUGACGACAUGGAGAAGAGUGACACUGUUACACCGGUGUUAUUCCUCCAGCGAUUGCACAUUGCGUUUCCCAAUUUUGCACAAACGGGAGAAAAUGGAACAUAUCGGCAACAGGACGCUAAUGAGUGUUGGUCUGAGCUAUUGAAGAUGCUGCAGCAGAAGCUGCCCGCCACUAAGGGAGAUACCGAACAACUUGUGAAGCAUAACUCAUUCAUUGAUCAAUGGUUCGGAGGGUCUUUCGAUGUCGAUAUGAAGUGCACAGAGGCCGAAGAUGAGCCUGUCUCAAAAUCGAAGGAAAAUUUUCUUCAAUUGAGUUGCUUCAUUUCGACCGAAGUGAAAUACAUGCACUCUGGUAUUCGAUUGAGGUUGAAGGAACAACUGACGAAACAAUCACCUACUUUGGGGCGAGAUGCUGUUUAUACCAAAACGUCCCUCAUCAGUCGCCUUCCGGCAUACCUGACAGUGCAGUUCGUCCGGUUUCAGUACAAGGGAAAGGAAGGAAUCAACGCCAAGGUGCUGAAGGAUAUUAAAUUCCCGAUAGACUUUGACGCAUUCGAGCUAUGCACUCCGGAACUGCAGGGCAAAUUGUCCCCGAUGCGCGCUAAAUUCAAGGAAGCUGAAGAUGCAGAACUCGAACGAAACCUCAAGGGCAAGAAUAAAAGUAAGGCGCAGCUGGAAAGUGAGAAGCCAAAAACCGUUGCCCAGCCGUACUGCUUUGAAGAUGACUUGGGUAGCAACAACAGCGGUUAUUAUACGUUGCAAGCAGUGUUGACUCACCAGGGAAGGUCGAGCUCUUCGGGUCACUAUGUGGGAUGGGUCCGUCAGAAGGGUGAUCAGUGGAUCAAGUUCGAUGACGAUUAUGUGUCGCCUGUGGACACGGAUGCGAUUCUGAAGCUGUCCGGAGGUGGUGAUUGGCACUGUGCUUACGUCUUGGUGUACGGACCAAAACUGUUGGAGAUACCGGUCGAGGAGGAAAAGACUGCUACCGAUGCUGCCGGAGGAGAUGCCACCGCGACGACGGAGGCAGGUUCGGCUGAGAAAAUGGCUGUUGAUUAGUUAAAAUGUGUCGUUUUGCGGGUACUAUUUAUGAGAAGCAUGAUUUCACAUCGUUUACUUGUCGUGAAUAAACGAUCCGUAUGCUG